AUGUCUUCUGCAACGACCUUCUUCGACUUCACCCCGAAGGACAAACGCAGCCAAGACUACCCGCUGUCCCAACACAAGGGCAAAGUAGUGUUGGCUGUCAACACGGCCUCGAAAUGCGGCUUCACGCCCCAAUUCAAGGGCCUCGAAACCGUCUGGAAGGACAUUUCUGAAAAGUACCCGGACCAGUUCGUCGUCAUUGGCUUUCCCUGCAACCAGUUCGGCGGCCAGGAUCCCGGCUCCAACGACCAGAUCCAGGAAUUCUGCCAGGUCAAUUACGGCGUGAGUUUCCCCGUGCUGGGCAAGACGGACGUCAACGGCGACAAGGCGGAACCCGUCUGGGAGUGGAUGAAAGGUGAAAAGCCGGGCAUCAUGGGCCUCAAGCGCGUCAAGUGGAAUUUCGAAAAGUUUUUGAUCGCGAGGGACGGGACGGUCGUGAAGAGGUGGGGGAGCAUGACGAAACCGGAGAGCAUCGAGAAGGAGAUUAUCGCGGAGAUUGAGAAGGGGAACAAGUCCUAA
Fonsecaea multimorphosa CBS 102226 is the source of this 516-nucleotide messenger RNA. RefSeq lists its product as uncharacterized. The transcript has a single exon. NCBI's taxonomy places the organism in Eukaryota, Fungi, Ascomycota, Eurotiomycetes, Chaetothyriales, Herpotrichiellaceae. Gene Ontology annotation, molecular function: glutathione peroxidase activity. Gene Ontology annotation, biological process: response to oxidative stress. The record is from RefSeq and is a predicted model, not a curated record. The coding region runs from base 1 to 516 and encodes 171 amino acids.